CGGGCUUUUAUUUUUAACAUUUCCUCAUUACCAUACCAACCGGAAGUCAUCGUUUGUGCUGCUGGCAGAAUACCGGCCUCGUCAUUUACGGCUUCUUCCACUUCGCAGCACAUCUCCAGAUAAACGCUAGAGAUGUUGCUGUGUGCUCUGGUGGGUCUGCUGCUGCUGUUCUCCUGUCUGGAUGUGUGGUACUUCCUGCGGGGGGUGGUGGUGGUGGUGCAGGCCUGGUUCCAACCCCCGGUCUGGGAUGUCCUGGCAGAGCAGAGUGUUGCUGGGAGGGUCCUACCUCAUGACCUGGACUAUAUGGGUCACAUGAAUAACGCCAGAUACCUCCGGGAGUGUGACUUCGCCAGGUUCCACCAUUACAUGCGGAACGGGAUCUUUAAGGCCCUACGGACCCUGAAGGCCACCAUGGUGGUGGGGGCCUCCACUAUUCGCUACCGACGCUCGCUGGCUUUUGGGGAAGCAUUUGACUUGCGCACUCGCAUCGUGGCAUGGGACGACAAGUCAUUCUUUGUGGAGCAGCGGUUUGUCUCCCAGGGCGACGGGUUCAUCUCCGCGGUGAUGCUAUGCAGACAGAAUGUUCUCCGUAGCAACCCUGAGAGCAUCCUACAGCUGCUCUGCAAGAGGAAGGUGGAGAUCUGUGUGUUCAGCACUGAGGAUCAGCACUUCUUCAUCUCAGCCAGCAGCCAGGCCCUGAGAGCCCAGAGUGGACUAGAGGACAAGACUGGAGCGCAGGAAGACAAAGACAAGUGAUACACACAUUCCUUGAGUAGCCCUAACAUUACACAUUGUUGUGGCCCGGCCCCAAGCACACCUGAUUCAACGAAUCUGCUUAUCAUUCAGCUGUUGAUUAGUUGAAUCAGGUGAGGGCCUAGAGCUGACAUGACUGACAGCUCCCUCAGAAUACAGGAACUAAACUGACAUGACUGACAGCUCCCUCAGAAUACAGGAACUAAACUGAC
Oncorhynchus gorbuscha (pink salmon) is the source of this 965-nucleotide messenger RNA. RefSeq names its product protein THEM6-like. The transcript is spliced from 5 exons. Bases 133 to 756 code for a protein of 207 amino acids. The record is from RefSeq and is a predicted model, not a curated record. NCBI's taxonomy places the organism in Eukaryota, Metazoa, Chordata, Actinopteri, Salmoniformes, Salmonidae.